Zonotrichia albicollis (white-throated sparrow) is the source of this 857-nucleotide messenger RNA. RefSeq names its product HOP homeobox (gene HOPX). Gene Ontology annotation, molecular function: DNA binding. Gene Ontology annotation, biological process: regulation of transcription by RNA polymerase II; cell differentiation. NCBI's taxonomy places the organism in Eukaryota, Metazoa, Chordata, Aves, Passeriformes, Passerellidae. Gene Ontology annotation, cellular component: nucleus. The record is from RefSeq and is a predicted model, not a curated record.
GGCACCGAGAGCCCGCGGAGCGCACGGCCGCGGAGCGCGGGGAGCCCUGCCAAAGGGAGCGGGUGCCAAACCUGAAUUACCAGCCCAGAGAGCGGCUGUGGAGCCCGGCAGCUCCUGUGAUUUGCGGCAGGUUUUUCAGGUCCCCGCCUGUCAAACACACACGCAGAUACUUAAGCAGUCACCCGAGGACCUGCGGGGUUCUUGUUUUACACACUUCUGGUCCCUGCCAGCUGCAGUGCCUGGCCCCAUAGCCCUGCCCCAGGAGGAGAUGGCCAUGGAAAAGCCAGUGAUUCCCACUGAGGAGCAGCUGGAGGUCCUGGAAUACCACUUCUGCAAGGUGAAUAAGCAUCCUGACCCCACCACACUGUGCCUCAUCGCUGCUGAGACCGGGCUCUCCGAGGAGCAGACUCUGAAAUGGUUCAAGCAGCGCCUGGCGGAGUGGAGGAAGUCUGAAGGGCUGCCCUCAGAAAGCGGGUCUGUCAGGGACUAGAGGAUGCUGCUGCAAUCCCCUUGCCUCUUAUAAAGGAUGGUGAAGCUCUUCAGUGGGUUUUCUUGGGGCUCUUCUGUUGCAAUAGGUUUUGUGAUACAAAGUAAUACUCUGCUAUUUAACAUAAAUCUUAUUUAACAUGUACAUAACCAGAAAAAACCCACUAUAUAGAAAUAUAUAUAUAUAUAUACACACAUGUGUGUGUAUACGACUUUUUAUGGCUGAUAACCUAUCUUGUGAUUCCAACCCAUUAACAGCAGCUGCACAAGAAAAGGCAAUUUCAUGCCCUUAUUCCAGGCUUGCAGAAAUUUUGCCAUGAGAUAUGUUCAAAUAUAGAAAGAAGAAAUAAAGAUUCUUUUUCUUUACAAUC